AGCUCUACCGAAACCGGUCGUCAGAGUCGCGUCUCUCCUCGUUUCUCUCAUUGCGUGUUCGCAAGCCCCUAUCUACUUGUAUGUUUAUCGUGUCGUGGGGACACGGUUAACUAUGGAUAGUUUAUAGCCUUGGAAAGAGUCGAUGCGAAUAUGGAGUGUUAACGUGAAUGUACUCAUGCUCGAGCCUUGAUUAACGCUUCUCUUUGGCGACCGUCAAAAAAUGGCCGACCGACGAUUUUCUUCCUAGAGCCGUUCCACUGUCAACGAUAACAGAAACACUAUACGGAAGACAGACGUGCGAGCUGAUGAAGAAGUACUUUUUUGUGAUUGUGUACAUUAUACGUAACGACCAAAAGCAAAUCGGUCUUCGUUUCGGCUGAGUGUUUUACGUUCCCGGUGUGCACAACUCACGACCAAUCAAACUCGCAGCUGGUGGCUAAGCAUGGCAAAACGGCCGAGAUCUCAAUAACGCUACUGAAACUACGCCGAAAUCCAUCGCUCCAACGAUUUCAUCAACGGAGUUGUUUAUCAGAUGGACGGCUAGAGAGACCGAGUUUCUUGUAUUACUUGUACAAUUGCGUACACGAGAAUUUACAGACGGCCCCGCGCAACAGCUUCUACAUACCGAACCAGCACAAUUCGUCUUACAAAAUGGGUUGGCUUGCUCGUCUACUAAUAUGGCUGGUGUGCGGCGUCAUUUCUGUAUUCCUGUCUAGCCGGGCCAUUGUCCGCGAGAAGCUUCUUGUAUUAGCCGAACAAUGGAGGGUUCCUCCAUGGCUCUAUUUGUCUCCGAUUUCUCUUACGAUCGCUUUUUUAAUUGCUCAGAUAGUGCUGAUUGUCCUUAACCUGGUCCGGCUGUCGUCGAAGGGAAAGGCGGUCUUCAUUACAGGGUGCGAUAGCGGCUUUGGAUACCAUUUAAGUUUGAAGCUAAGAUCUCAGGGAUACCAAGUAUUUGCAGGAUGUCUCUUUCCUGAAGGUUCUGGAGCCGUGAAAUUGCUCAAGGACGCGGGUGAGGCAGACAGACUUAAUGAAGAAGGUAGUAGAGCCUCAAAAGGUGCCGGCGACAAAAGCCUGGAACCGGGAUUAACUGUCGUACCCUGUGACGUUACGAGCGAAGAAAGUCUUCAACUAGCGGUCAAAGAGGUUAAAAGCCAUCUCAACGGACAAGAGCUGUGGGCGGUGGUCGCUAACGCUGGGAUCGGCACCUACGGGUACCUCGAAUGGAUGUCGAUAGAAAAAAUACAACAACUAUUCAAUGUCAACACAUUUGGAGUCAUUCGAACGUUCCAGGCGUUCGCACCACUUCUACGUAAAUCAAAAGGACGUUUGGUAGUUACUACCAGUUGGUCAGCGCGAUUUGCACCGCCUACGCUUGUAGCGUACUCGAUGACAAAGCACGCCGCUAAAGCGCUGUGCGAUGGCUUGCGAGCAGAAUUGGGUCCGUUUGGGAUUCAGGUUUGCUCUAUCGAACCCAAUAUGUACAGGACAUCAAUAAUACCAGUGACAACCAAGGAGCUCGACGGUCAAUGGUCUGCGCUGUCGGCUGAACAAAAAGAAAGUUACGGGACAAAGUUGUUGAAGAGAAGCCGCAUCAUGACACAGGACUUCGGCUAUCUGUGUCAAGACGACCUAAGGUUCCCGAUGUGGUGUUUUGAGCAUGCUAUUAGCGCACGAUUUCCGAAGACAAGUUACGAAUGCGACCGGCUCUCAACUUUUUUAUUUUCAAAGUUAAUUUCAAGUCUUCCCACUGAGUUUAUGGCGUGUUUCAACCAUAAUAUACAUUACGUGCUGGCUCUCGGACGAAAUUUUUUACCAGGACGAUAUGGUUAAGACUGACUUAUGUACAACGACAACCAAGUUCAGCUUUUUGCACGAAUACUACGUUUCUAUAAAAACGUGCACAGACAUAUAGCGACCUAAAUGUAAUCGCCUAAACAUAUUCAGCACUGUCUAGCCGCACACAAAAAAAAGAGUCAUUUCGAAAAAAAAAAUGCCGAACAAAAUUUAACGUUAGAAAAAUACGUGGCGACCCGACCGCUGACCGACAUGUCAUGCUACGUGCAAUAGUGACGCGUGUACAGUCUGAGUUAAUCCGAAAUUUUUUACGAGAGCAAUACAAUGGUAAGAUGAGGCAAAAAUGACUAAUGAUCUUUUAGGUGAGUAAUUGCCAUCAAUUUAUUGAGAGAACUUUCCCUGCAAUGAAUGCUUUUUGAAAUUAUGGACCGCUAAUAAAUUGUCGGUAAAAUAAUUACACUCUAUUUUCUUUACAUUUCCUAAACGUUUCAGUUUGCGGUAGAAGAUACGAUGUAAUUAGCAGUUCAGACCCUGGUUAUUUUAGACAGCCCGUUGUCUAGAUUUCUAAGCAUCGCGUAUUCUAAAUGAUUCAAACUGCAGAGAAAAAUCUUCACAGUCAUAAGCCUGCAAUAAAAAGCCGCUAUUUUUAGCAAUGAGACUUUUGCCUUCGACAAGCAACGAGAAGUCGUUUUCGAAUGGACCAAAUUUAGCUUAGCAAAUUUAUUGUAACAUCCAGAGCUGUAAAUAGUAACCUUUAUACCUAUUUAAUCAGUAAUUAAUUACUGCCUUACAAUGUCUAACUUCUUCAAUUUUUUUCUCGUCACCUGUAAAAUGGCCCUGCAGUAAAAUAGGUUGAAGAGCGUUGCGUUAGUGCGUAGAUGAGUUGUGUCGAGUCUCCUAAAGGCAAUAAUCACUAUACCUUCAAAAAGCUAGUUACAAAAACAGCUAACUUAAGUGAAGCCAUGAAUUAAGCGCAAUUCUGUCAACGUCUUACAGUUGCUGGCAGUUGCCCUUUGAGCAGUAUGGAUCAUCGCAUAAAUUGUGUCUUCCAGUUGUACCAGACAGUGAUAUAUUUUAGUCCCAAUUUUUCCUUUAUAUGCCCCUCGUCUAUUUUACGAGCUUUAAUAGUGAUGCGAUGAUUACUCAUACGUCAUUACUGUAUCUAUGUUUGUAUAUGCGUAUUUAAUAAAUUUAAAUAAACUCGAAGUUACAAUGAAUUUUUGUUGUCACUACUGCUGUUUAAUGCGCGCACGGUGUGUCGUAUUAAAUCCUAAGGUACGAUGCUAGGGUCUAAUGUGAGCAGCCUCAUCUACCUAUAAAUACUGAGAAGUACGAGUUCCCGAUUCGAAUACCUAUCGCAGAGUUACCCGUAGAAAGGGAGUCGUAUCAAUGUGAUAGGUUCAUAGUAAGGGAGGUCGUACAAAGGUGGCAUUUGCUUAUUUGCUUGCGCCUACAUAGCCAUAUCUCUUGAGCGGAUACUGGAGACUGGAAUGUUUCGAGGAAGCCGAUUGGAAGAUUUAGAAUGCUAAUCUUUACCAUGGAGAACAGAACCCGAAGCGAUCUUCAUGUGCCAUCGAGCACGUACUAUACGCACGAAGCAGUCGAUUUACUUUGGCAAAAAACGUAUCGUUUGGGUUUGAGCCUACCUAUAGCCUGCUUGUUUUAAAUAAUGAAAACUUCGAACACUGUGACGUGAAGCCUCGCUGUAAAGUGCUCAGCAAACCUCUACAAAGAGAUCGAUCUUUCUGUCCGCUAUCUCGUUCAAUGAGUUGAUUGUUUGUAUGUAUACGCUUUUCGAUAGCUGCAAUACUUAUCUUUCUCGAGUUAAGGAUCGUGGAAUCAGGACAUCGUAUUUACACAUUUAUCACUCGUUUCGUCUCAGGAAACUGGCCGAUCGCGCAGUCGCUAUCAACGAUUAUUGUUAUCUAGGAAUAUGCCAAUAUUUUUAACGAAGUAUUUAUAAUAGCAUAUUUCAUACGGUGUCUACAUUUCAGCGAUAAGUCGCAAAUCAAAGUGGUGUACUACGCAGUAUAUAUAUAUAUAUAUAUAUAUAUAUAUAUAUAUAUAUAUAAAUUUAACAGAAACUGUUAUAAAUCACAAAGGCCCGUCUUGUUCUCCUUUGCUGAAUCAACAUAUUGUCUGUUCUUCGUCGGGUCCGUUUUGCUUUAUUUCCACGCAAACACCGUCUAGCUCGACUCUGCUUUCUAACGUUUCAUAUCUGUACGCAUAUCGUUAGUGCCGACAUAAUGUAUUUAUUUAACAAUAACGUUCGCAAUGCUCUUUGAUGAAAAUGAUUAUUGUAUGUAAUACCUGCUCGUACAGUUUCGUAAAUCUAGUAUUGCGUAUAUAAACAAAAAAAAAAAAAA
This is a messenger RNA of Varroa destructor (honeybee mite), 4160 nucleotides long. RefSeq names its product retinol dehydrogenase 5-like. Lineage: Eukaryota; Metazoa; Arthropoda; Arachnida; Mesostigmata; Varroidae. Gene Ontology annotation, molecular function: oxidoreductase activity. Gene Ontology annotation, biological process: steroid metabolic process. The record is from RefSeq and is a predicted model, not a curated record. Gene Ontology annotation, cellular component: intracellular membrane-bounded organelle.